Molecule: messenger RNA, 2379 nt
Organism: Symbiodinium sp. CCMP2592
Lineage: Eukaryota; Dinophyceae; Suessiales; Symbiodiniaceae
Source: the annotation of a GenBank genome assembly
AUGAAGCGGCACGCAACUACAGCCACAUUAACGAUGAAUGGUCAAGCAAUGCAGCCGCCACAUUUCCAGGUGCUGCCCAUAGAUGAGCACCGCGACGAAAUCGUGCGCACCAUUCGGGAGUGCUGCCCCGAGGUACAGUCCGGGAGGUCUUUGGACACUGCCGAGGUUUCCAGGCGCCGCGUCACUUGCAUCCAGGGCGAGACGGGCUGCGGAAAAAGCAGCCGCGUGCCGCAGUAUGUCUACCACCUCUGCCGGCCCCCACCGAAGCGCACGGGCGAUCCUGAGCGUCUCAUUGUUUGCACGCAGCCGCGUCGUUUGGCGGCCAUCUCGCUUGCACAGCGCGUGGCCAAGGAGAUGGGCGAAUCUAGCGUUGGUGGCGUUGUCGGCUUCCGCAUUGCAGGUGAGAGCGCCUUCGACGCUCGCCGCACGCGCUUGCUGUUCGUGACGGCUGGCUACUUGCUCCAAGUACUGGUCCAUGAUCCAGGGCAGAUUCAUCGUUAUUCUCACGUGAUUCUGGAUGAGGCACACGAGCGCUCCGUCGAUGCAGACCUGCUGUCGCUGGUUCUCAAGCUUCAGUGCCUCGGCUUUUCGAUAAUGCCUGAGGCUAACAUCCCCUCCCCGCCCGGUCGGGGCCAUGCCGCGCCAGCUGCAGAGGGCUCGCAGAAGGUCCAGGUGAACCACGCCGCAGAGACUUCGAUCAUUUUGCGCUCUUUCGCCGGUAUCGAAUCGCGGCUGGAUGAACUCGCCGAGCAGGUGGAUGCUUGCCUGCAGGAGCUGUUGGGAUUGAAAAAGGCCUCCUCCUAUCGCUACAAGCGGUCAAGUCACCGCCAUCGGGACACCGUGCUCCCCGUGAUCCCUUCGGAUCGCCCCACCCCGGCACCUGAAUCGGAGCCCGUCUGCCUCCUGCACACGCAGCAGCCGGGAAGUGUGCCCCGUUCUCCCGCGCCGAAGCCAAGAAGUCGCUCAUCCUUCUUCUCCUUCGGAUCCGACAGCACAGUGUCCGAUGUACAGUCGAGGAUGUCUACGAUCAGCAAUGCCGGGUCCCUGCGCAAUGAGAUGGUGUCCUUCAAGGAAGACAAGGCUCAGGUGGUGGAGUACACGCCUCCAGAAUGGAAGGACAAGAAGAGACGAAUCAUUCAGCCGGUCCGCAAGGUGGAUCUAAAGAUCGCCUGGCAGAUCCAUGCAAAGGAACUGAAGAAGCAAGCCGCAGCAGAUGAAGAAACACGGCCCAUCAUGCGCCUGAUCUAUCGCAGUCGUUGCGAUCACCUUUGGGAGAUGUUGGACGACCCGGAUUCUAGCAUGGCCGCCUGGGCGGUGUCGCAGUUCUUGAAGGUCUUGGUGCUGGUCAGCGUCGUCGUCUCUAUGCUGGCAACGACACAAGAGCCGCUUGUGGACGUCUCCAGCUCGGCGGUGCUGGAGACCUGCUUCGACGUGAUCUUCGUGAUGGAGUUCCUGUGCCGAUGCAUCUCCUCCCCGUCCAAGAGAAUCUACGUCCAAGAUCCCUUCAGUUGGUGCGACAUGCUCGCUGCGUUGGGGUUGCCCCUCCGUGCUAGCGUGGGCUUCGUGCUGCAGCCGUUAUCUUCGUUGGAGGCGCCGACCGUGCAGCAGGUGCUCUUGCUUCUCUUCCUACCCAUCUUCCGAUUCUUGAAGCUGCUGAGGUAUUUUGAGUCCUUCCACCUGCUGGUGGAUGCAGGGAAGAACUCCAUCGCUGCACUGCCGGUGCUCUUCUACACCAUGGCGGUGAUCACUCUGCUAAGCUCCUCUGCCAUCUACCUCGUAGAGUCCAGGGACAACAUCCCCAGCCUCCCGCACUCCAUUUGGCUGGCCUUGGUGACCAUGACGACGGUCGGCUAUGGGGACUAUGCGCCAAAAUCGACAGGUGGCUAUUUUGUGGUUGCGACGCUCACCGGUGUCAGCGUCCUCUUUCUGGCUCUACCCGUUGGUAUCAUCGGACACGUCUUUACUGCCUGCUGGGAGAGCCGAGCACAAGUUCUCUUGAUGAACAGAGUGCGGAAGUGCCUCGUGAAGUGGGGCUACACCAUCAAAGACCUGAAGAUUCUUGUGGAGUAUGUGGAUGCAGAUGGAGACGGAACAUUGAAUUUGCCAGAGUUCAUCGAGCUGAUCCGACAGAUGAGAAUAGGACUUACCUCGGACAGUGCCGUCGAUCUCUUCAUGCUUUUUGAUGACGACCACAGCGGAUUAGUCGACUACAACGAAUUCCUUCGUCACAUCUUUCCGGACCAGUAUGUGGAAUACAUUCAGGACAAGCAGCAGGAGGACGAGGAGAUGCGAUCAUCGAGCAAGCGCGUGAGCGAAGCCAUUCAGCGAUGGGAGCAGGUUCGCAACUCCGUCUUCAGCAACGGCUCCAAGCAUCAGUGA